AUGAGCGCUCCAGUUUCCGCUAAGCAGGCAUUUGCUUUUCCCAAACUAAAAGUCAGGCACAAGACUCCUGUGCAGACUGACCGAUUUGUAUUUUACGACAUCAAGUUCUAUCCUUUUCAAGAACCUUUCGAUGAUGAUGAGCCCGUGUUCGCCAUGGUCAGCCCCAAGACGGUGCAGAUCGGGCGGGUGUCACUAAAGGCUAAAUCUACCGUAACAAUGAUCCACGAGAUGAUCGAUAAACAGGAAGAAGAUGAUCCAAAGUCUCUUGGGUUGAAUUCGUGUUCUUGGUGCUACAUCAAUCCCAGCGAACCGUUGUUGGUUGUCGCAGGUAACUCCGGGCAAGUCAAAGUUAUUGACGUCGUUGCUGGGAAAAUCAUCGACUCCUUGACUGGACACGGGUAUGGGACUAUCAAUGACAUUGCAACCCACCCCAUAUAUCCCUGGAUCGUGGCUACAGGGUCAAUGGAUCGAAGUGUGCGCAUUUGGGAUCUUCGUCGACGUAACAACAAGUAUCAGUCGCCUACCAUCAUCAUCUGUGGCCAGUCGACAGGCCAUAUGGAAGGGGUGCUGACCCUGACUUGGCAUGCAACGGGUCGUUAUCUACUCACUGGGGGACACGACCAUCGAAUAUGUGUGUGGACCAUACCGGACCUCGACGACGAUUCCACCUUCUGGCGCGACAUUUCUCCCGCUUAUAGGAAACGGAGUUCUCAUGAGGUCUUGACAAUCCACUAUCCCCACUUUGUCACUUCUGCUAUCCAUGGCAAUUUUGUCGACUGUGUUCGCUUUUGGGGGGACCUUAUCAUCUCCAAAGCCUCGGACGAGCACAAAAUCGUACUAUGGAAGAUUACAGGCUUUGAUUCGAGACAAGAACCACCAAGCACUCACACUGCACCGAAAACGGAAGAACAUUUUAACACCCGCAAUGGCUUCAUCAGACGAGCCAUUGUAGCCGACGACGGAGGAGUAGUUACUAUUGAAGUGGCCAAACACUUUGAAAAUGCCGAGCUCUACGAUCGAUUGUUGACGUUUGACAACCCCAAAAGCGAGCAUUUCUAUAUGCGAUUUGGGUUGUUGUCCCCGUCACCCAUUCAUCCCCACCUCCACACAAUGCUUGCAGCAGCUAGCAAUCUAUCUGAAAUCAGAUUCUGGGAUCUUGAAAGAAUGUCCCUGGGCCGUGCCGCCGACGAGGAUAAUCACCCAAGCCAUGGAACUAAGAGGAAAUUUGGCAAAGGAGUUCCACGUCCAGUGAGAGUGCAAGAUCGAGCUAGCCGGCUGAGUGGUACUCCGAUAGAGAAGGACUCAUCCAUGUCAGGGACGACCAAGGACGGCUCUCCAGCGUGGCCUCGUCAGAGUUCGACCGAGGCGACGAGUGAAAUGUCUGACAGAGCAUCCCCCUUACCAGCAGGACCACCAGUACCCAGAAAGGAUCGAGAAAAGUAUCCCGUGCACGACCCAACAAUUUUGCAAAAGGCGCACGCCAAACAUUCACUGAUUGAUCUCCAGUUUAAGAACCAGGCAUUUAGUGGAAGAUCGGUUGAUUGGAGUCCCUGUGGGCAGUGGUGCAUUGUGGUGGGGGAAAGUCAAGGAGAACACGGGGGAAUAGGAGCAUUUGCUGUUUUUCACCGGGCCUUGACGCCGGUCUAGCUGGUUCUCAUGAUGUCUGGGAGACGAGCCAC
This is a messenger RNA of Exophiala mesophila, 1679 nucleotides long. RefSeq lists its product as uncharacterized. Gene Ontology annotation, cellular component: ESC/E(Z) complex. The coding region runs from base 1 to 1647 and encodes 548 amino acids. The record is from RefSeq and is a predicted model, not a curated record. Gene Ontology annotation, biological process: negative regulation of transcription by RNA polymerase II. The transcript has a single exon. Lineage: Eukaryota; Fungi; Ascomycota; Eurotiomycetes; Chaetothyriales; Herpotrichiellaceae. Gene Ontology annotation, molecular function: nucleosome binding; protein binding.